This is a messenger RNA of Periconia digitata, 513 nucleotides long. The record is from the annotation of a GenBank genome assembly. NCBI's taxonomy places the organism in Eukaryota, Fungi, Ascomycota, Dothideomycetes, Pleosporales, Periconiaceae.
UCAUGUUUCCCGAACCCAUCAUCGACUCCCAAACACUCACUUCUUACUCGCUGCUGUGCGAUGCACCCCUCAUCCAUUAUCGCAUCAUGCACUCAAGUCUCGACCCUCACUCCACCCCAACAAUCCGAUCUCUUUUUUGGGUCACGUCGGAUCCAGCCGGUGUACAAUUGGUUGCGUUCAUCCUCCGGUCGUAAUGGGACCCCAUUUAUCCAUCCAAACCAUUCCCCCCUCACUCCAAUAAACAACAAGCAUCCUGCACUCUCCACAACAGCUUCGCGAGAAGAUAAAAAACAAGACUCCUUUCAUCAACAGCAGCUUCCACUAAAACACGCCGCAAAGCACGCCACGAUCCCACCACAGCACGCAGAGCAGAUGUCCACGCACCACGGUCCGUUGGAGCUGCAUGCGCGCUGGCAGCAGCCGCAGCAGCCGUCGCCGCCGUCUUCGUCGCGGCUUUGCGAGGUCGUAAAGUCUUCUGGGGUGGAGGCGGAGACGGAACCGACGGGGACGUAG